AUCGUUAGGCUCACUUUUAGCGUUUGGGAUGGAUGUGCGUGUUGCAGUAGAAAUGAGGAUUUAGCAAAAAAACCCUAUGAACACGAAAGAGUCACGUGACUAAGUCGGGUCUUCCAAGUCUUUAGAAGCUACAAGCUACAUGGAGCCCGCUGCUCUAGCUGUCGUAAGUCAUCUCUAGUCAAGUUUUUCAUGAUUGCUUCUCGGUAGAGCAGGUUUCAUGAAGGCGUUUUGCAACGGUGUACCAUAGAUCAUCUUGCUAAGGCUGCGCAUCAAUCGUGGUUGAAAUGGAUUGGAAAAUCAAUGACUCACCCACAAAGCCGAAAAGCCGAUACUUUGUCUCUCUUCCUCUCUCGUAAACUAUCAGCUUCUUCUCAAUACCUUCUCUACCGCUGGAGCCGAAAUACUAAGAUUUCUUCGGCGAACCCAACCAACUUAUCGAACCACUUCACACCAACACGUAUCCCAAGACCGAUGGAUCGACACAGUCUCACGCGCUCACAAACGGCGUCGUCAAACAUGCCGCUCGAAAGCACUCGAGAUUCAAGUCCCCUCCAAACCCCCGAGCUGAUUGAGCGCAUGGCCUCCAACCUCGACGUCCCAGACCUAAUCCGCUUCGUCAAAGUUUGCAAGCAGUGGAAAGAAGUCGUAGAUAAUUCUCCGACGCUUCGACACUAGAUGUGGAAAUGCCAGCUGACGCGCCUGAGAUCCCCUGUGGAAGUACAAAUUCCUGGAAGCCCAUAGAGAAUCCGAAAUCUUUUCAUCUGCCGUCCAGCACCUAGUAUGUGUCGUAUGUUCAAACUUGGCAAGAUGCUGAAUCCAGCCCUUGAGCAUUUCUUCGCCAGAAUUGGGACAAGACCUUCCUUGUAUAGAAUCAAUGCCGAACAGCCUGAAAUAAUGGAGCUGACCUUCACCCAUGAGGGUAAAGCUCCACUUCUUUCUAACGGCUUCCAGCACAAGACCGCGUCUUGCCGGGACAUAUUCAUCUCGAUUCCUCUUAUGAAGGAGCUUCAGAUUCGCUUCGAGACGACUGGACCCUUCCUAGAUGUCUUGGCACGAGUCACUAUCCGAAAUCCAAAUACGGUUCGGCGAGUUGCUCGAUGCUAUGCGCGAUAUUGAU
Messenger RNA from Mytilinidion resinicola, 1117 nucleotides. RefSeq lists its product as uncharacterized. The transcript has a single exon. Gene Ontology annotation, molecular function: protein binding. The record is from RefSeq and is a predicted model, not a curated record. Bases 301 to 675 code for a protein of 124 amino acids. Lineage: Eukaryota; Fungi; Ascomycota; Dothideomycetes; Mytilinidiales; Mytilinidiaceae.